This is a messenger RNA of Syngnathus acus (greater pipefish), 1342 nucleotides long. Its product is annotated as claudin-like protein ZF-A89. The coding region runs from base 679 to 1311 and encodes 210 amino acids. Gene Ontology annotation, biological process: cell adhesion; bicellular tight junction assembly. The transcript has a single exon. Gene Ontology annotation, cellular component: plasma membrane; bicellular tight junction. The record is from RefSeq and is a predicted model, not a curated record. Lineage: Eukaryota; Metazoa; Chordata; Actinopteri; Syngnathiformes; Syngnathidae. Gene Ontology annotation, molecular function: structural molecule activity.
GCUAAUUCUAGAAAAGAAGGUGACGAUUGUCUCUAAAUGUAUUUGGUUUAUGUGAUUGUUUGACCAUUUGUGAAAUGAAGUCUACUCGUGUAUUUGUGAACUCUUUGAGACUUCAGCCUGCUAAUAAACAAAGGAACAAAGAAACGUCACCAUCCAACUUGCUAGCCGCACCCAAACCAGAUCGACGACAAACGCUCGACUGCUGCUAUUGCCGCUGGCCUCUUUUCAUUGUGCGUGUAUGGAAAGAGUGAGACCAAAAAAAAAAGGUGGAGGACACUCCUUUAGGUGUUUGAGAUGUUCUGAAUCGUUUGGGCUGCAAAAAAGCAUGAUGUACAUUCAAGAGAGAUAAAUCAUUCGUGUGUGCGUGUGUUUGUGCGUGUUUUUUUUAUUUGUUGACGAAUUGAUUUGUUCUACCACCUCUACUGCAAUCGUUUAAUUUCUAAUUGUUCAUGUUUCUCUCAAAAAAGGGCUCCGUGCGCGCGCGUGCGCGUGCGUCUCAAUGCCCCCCACAGGUGUUUCCAAUCUCUGUUUAGACUUCCAGCCAAUCAAGGUGGCCGUGGAAGGUGCUUAAAUAGCAGGUGGGCAUGGGUGAGCAUUUUUACGCACGAGAACCAGCACCCACACCGGAACCAGAACCAGGACCAGCACCAGCACCAGCACCAAGGUACGCGCAACAAGAUGACGUCUGUGGGCCUGCAGCUGUUGGGCGCGUUCCUGGUGAUUGUGGGCUUCUUCGGUGCCAUCUUGACGUGCGCGCUUCCCAUGUGGCGCGUGUCCGCCUUCAUCGGCAGUAACAUCGUGACGGCGCAGGUGUUCUGGGAAGGUUUAUGGAUGAACUGUGUCAAGCAGAGCACCGGACAGAUGCAGUGCAAGGUCUACGACUCUAUGCUGGCGCUGCCCCGCGAUCUGCAAGCAGCGCGCGCCUUGGUGGUGAUCGCCAUCCUAGUGGUGGUCGUGGGACUUCUGCUGGUCGGCGUCGGCGGUAAAUGCACGAACUGCCUGGAGGAGCAAGCAGCCAAGACUCGUGUGGCGGCGGUGGCGGGUGUGCUGUGCGUGCUGGGCGGAGUCCUGCUGAUUAUCCCAGUCUCGUGGUCGGCGCACGUGGUGAUCCGCGACUUCUACAACCCGUUGCUGGGCGACGCGCAGAGGCGGGAGCUGGGCGCCUCGCUCUUCAUCGGCUGGGGAGCAGCCGGCUUGCUGUUCAUCGGGGGGUCGCUUUUCUUGGGCCAGUGCGCCUCCCGCCGGGACGCCAGAUACUCCGUUAAAUACUCUGCGCCCCGCUCUGCCCCCGGUGGGGGCGCUUACGUCUGACCCAUGCGUACGGACUCGUCUCUUGACUCUU